CCACCACCAAAACGAAGCAUCCAAUCGCGCGCACACGUCCACUGCCCCCCUACCGUUGCCGCGCCCUCGCCACCUUCGGGUAGAUCCUGCCGAACAUGCCACUCACGACGCCCUCGCCACAGACGUGGACCCUCCGCUGCAAGCAUAACAAAACCACCAUUGUCCUCCACGUCGACGCGCUGCAAACCCUCUCCAGCAUAAAGCCGGAGCUCCUACAGGCGUUGCGCGACACGCAGCCCGACGGUUCGCUGAACGGACACGCGCUGCCCGAGGACGCGGCCGAGAUCCAGCUGGCCAAGAUGCUCGAUCCCCACGACGAGACACGCGGCUGGGUGCGAGUUGACAAUGCAGAGACCAAGGUUGGCAAGAAAAAGGACGGGCCGAGCUUGAAGGACGUAGGGCUCAAGGACAACGGCGUGCUGGCGUUUAGGUGGGGAGAGGAGGCGGCAAACGCGCCAGACCAGAUCCUGGAUGAGGACGAGGGCGAGCAAUGGGAUGUCAUCAUGCCAAAAUACGAGGAAACGUACUUCCCGGAAGACGAGGGCGUGGGAUCGGCAUAGGAUGGAGCGUAGGGGCUGUUGAAGAAUGCAUGGAUGUUAUGGAGCCCUCACAAAGGGAACGCCGGCGCCGGGCAGUAAUGAAUAGCGAAGAAUUGUGGGAGUCGUCACCGCCACGCAGAUCUACGACGGCGGAACUUGCUGGGAUUUCUGGGCGCUGCAUGGCUUCGGCGUUGAUUGGGCGGCGUCAAAGGGAUGCUCGACAUGCUCGCUUGCAUGGCACGGUGUUGCUGGUUAGGAAAACGGCCUGCUCACAAGAGCGGUAAACACAAGUAGUAGAAGCAGGCGAAAGUAGCCUCGCUGUCCCCGCUACCGCAUAGAGACAUCUUGUCGGUUGCCGGCGUCCCAUUGGCCCCAGGCGUGUAGUACCCGUUGUAUGCAAUGCGCCUACACUCCGUGCCACGCUGCUGUACAUACUUGGCUUUUCUCGAGUCGAUAAGAAAAGUACCACGACCCUACUAAA
This is a messenger RNA of Aplosporella prunicola CBS 121167, 1020 nucleotides long. RefSeq lists its product as uncharacterized. NCBI's taxonomy places the organism in Eukaryota, Fungi, Ascomycota, Dothideomycetes, Botryosphaeriales, Aplosporellaceae. The coding region runs from base 96 to 560 and encodes 154 amino acids. The transcript has a single exon. The record is from RefSeq and is a predicted model, not a curated record.